CUGUGUGUUUGACGCACGCCAACGUAGUCGCAUCGUUGACGCGAAAGUCAUGCGUUGUUGAUCGGUGAUAAUUUGUAUUUAACGUUUUACUAAAAAAAAAAAAAGUAAAAUGGCAGAUAAAUCUCGUCGUGUAACGCAAACAGAAGAUUUGUCAAACGUUGAGUUUGAAACCAGUGAAGAUGUUGAAGUUAUUCCUACUUUCGAUAACAUGGGUCUCCGUGAUGAAUUGCUACGCGGGAUCUAUGCCUAUGGUUUUGAGAAACCAUCUGCUAUUCAGCAACGAUCCAUAAAGCCCAUUAUGAAGGGCCGAGAUGUUAUAGCCCAAGCACAAUCUGGAACAGGAAAAACUGCUACCUUUUCGAUCGCAAUAUUGCAAUCGUUAGAUACACAAGUACGAGAGACUCAAGUUUUGGUUUUAUCACCAACUAGAGAACUUGCUACACAAAUUCAAAAAGUUAUUCUCGCAUUGGGCGACUUUAUGAAUGUUCAAUGCCACGCUUGCAUUGGCGGUACAAAUCUUGGAGAAGACAUCAGGAAGUUAGAUUAUGGUCAGCAUGUUGUAUCCGGUACACCUGGUAGAGUGUUUGAUAUGAUUAAAAGACGAGUACUUAGAACUAGAGCUAUAAAAAUGCUAGUACUGGAUGAGUCAGACGAAAUGUUGAAUAAAGGUUUCAAAGAACAGAUUUACGAUGUGUACAGAUAUUUGCCACCGGCAACACAAGUUGUUUUGGUUUCGGCUACUCUACCGCAUGAAAUUCUUGAGAUGACCAGUAAAUUUAUGACCGAUCCUAUUCGCAUUCUUGUCAAACGUGAUGAAUUGACACUGGAAGGAAUCAAACAAUUCUUUGUUGCCGUUGAACGAGAGGAAUGGAAAUUUGACACACUCUGCGAUUUAUAUGACACAUUGACAAUAACACAAGCAGUUAUCUUCUGCAAUACUAAACGUAAGGUAGACUGGUUGACGGAAAAGAUGCGAGAAGCCAAUUUCACAGUAUGCUGCAUGCAUGGCGACAUGCCGCAAAAAGAACGAGACAACAUAAUGAAAGAGUUUCGAUCUGGUCAAAGUCGCGUGCUAAUCACAACAGACGUGUGGGCAAGAGGCAUCGACGUUCAGCAAGUGUCGCUCGUUAUUAAUUACGAUUUACCUAACAAUCGUGAAUUGUACAUUCAUCGCAUAGGUCGAUCUGGACGUUUUGGACGUAAAGGUGUAUCGAUAAACUUUGUGAAAACUGACGAUAUAAGAAUUCUGCGAGAUAUCGAGCAGUAUUAUUCGACGCAGAUAGACGAAAUGCCAAUGAAUGUAGCCGAUUUAAUAUAAGAUUUAUAAUAUAAGAGAUUUAUAAUCAAACCGAAUAUAUGUAUCACAAAUCCCUCCCUCACAUCGUCUAAUGAAUUUCUCAUGACAAAAACAGCAAAUAAUUUUCUACAAGAAAUAUUACAAGACGAUUUUAAACAUUUAUUCAAAAAAACACUGUCGUAUAGCUCUUUAGUUAUUUAUAGUACGUUAUUCUUGUCGAAGUAAUUAAGAAGCAUUUAGCUUCGAAAUUUUUUUCUAUGCUAAUUUAUGUAACAAUAACGAGACUAUUCAAAAACAGUGUAAGAAAACAGUGUACAAAACUAUACUACGUAUAAUGCAGUAUAUUAAUAUUUCACUUCCACAAAAAAAGUUUAUGUUUUUAAAAUCGAAAUAAUCUGUUUUGCACUUGUGGA
This is a messenger RNA of Pseudomyrmex gracilis, 1710 nucleotides long. Its product is annotated as eukaryotic initiation factor 4A-III. Gene Ontology annotation, cellular component: nucleolus; catalytic step 2 spliceosome. Lineage: Eukaryota; Metazoa; Arthropoda; Insecta; Hymenoptera; Formicidae. The transcript is spliced from 5 exons. The coding region runs from base 110 to 1318 and encodes 402 amino acids. The record is from RefSeq and is a predicted model, not a curated record. Gene Ontology annotation, molecular function: ATP binding; RNA helicase activity; mRNA binding.